AUGAAGAUUGUUGCCCCGUUGAUCGCUCUUUUCGCUUCUGCUUCGGCAUUUGCCCCUGCUUCCGUUUCUUCUCGCCAAAACAUGGCCCUCAACGCCGAGGACGUCCCAUUGGCCAAUGGUUCCAUGUCAUUCAACCGCGUCUGUAGAGAGUGGCGAUGCAAGUACGAGGGAGAUAAGGCUACCUCCGAAUCCCUCGAGGCCAUCUCCAAGGUCGUUGACGAGUACCUACCUGAUCUCAAGAAGCUCAGUGAUGGCGUCAAGGUCAAUCGUUUGGUCUGCGGAGGAUGCUUGGACUUCAAGCUUAUGACCACUGUUCCUCUCGAGGACUUUGGCCCAUGGGAAGAAAGUGGAUACGCCCCAGAGAAGGACUUUUUGGAGAAGAUCAAAGCCAUCCCAGGUGUCUCCCAAGUGGAAACACAAACGAUCACAAACAUGGAGAUCUAA
Messenger RNA from Cylindrotheca closterium, 444 nucleotides. The record is from the annotation of a GenBank genome assembly. NCBI's taxonomy places the organism in Eukaryota, Bacillariophyta, Bacillariophyceae, Bacillariales, Bacillariaceae.